CAUGAAGAUCAUUUUGGUGUGGAUGAUAAUUUACUUUUGCUUAAAUAAAUGAUCUUAUACUUCCCCCACUGCAUCAUUUGAAUAACUGAAUGUCUUCAAACUUUUAACUUUUAAUGUGACCCAGUUGAUGUGAUUCAUAACACAAAAGCAGCAGAGAGCAAACUCACAGAUGACCAACUGGAUUGGGAUCUGGGGAGUUUGGAGGCCUGAUCCAACACCUUGGGCUCUUGGUCAUGUUCCUCGAGCCAUGUCUGAGCAAUAUUUUCGGGCAUUGCAGGGUGUACUGUCCCGCGGAAGGAAAUAAAGGAGUGCUGUUGUCAAAACAGGGUGUUCUUGGUUGGCAACAGUGUUUAGGUGGGUGGUAAGUGUCAAAGUAUCAUCCACAUAAAUGCUCUCUGGACCUAUUGGUGGUUUUAAUGUUUGACUAAUUGGUGUAAAUUACAUUAAUUACAUGAAUUGCAUAAGUUCAUUUAUAGUUUUUUCCAUUAAAGCAAUUCAGCAGUUUCAUAUAUUUAAUUAACAAGCUUUAAAAUAUGGUAAAUGAGGCAAACAUGUCUGAACAGAACAGAUAAAAUAAUUCAGGAAAACUAUACAUAACACAAGAGAAAAACAACCUGCUCCCUCAUAUCUACUGUCUACUUAAAAAACAAAUAGAUGGCAGAUGUUAUAUUUGCCUUAAAUAUGGCUCAGACACUUGCAUGUCAUCCAUUCCUCUCUCUUUCUCUGUCUCAUGUUUACUCUUGCUAUAAAAUGUUUAAAAAAAGGCAGAAAAUGAACAGAAACUGUCAUUCCUUCACAUUAUUACAGUGCUAGAAUGACAUCUAGGCCAAUGCUGGCCUCUGAGGCUGCACUGAUUCCACUGUUCCAGGGCAAAUGGAGAUGCAACAUUACUUUUGUCCUGGACAGCUCAGAGAACAUGAGAGCUGUUCUGGGGUCAGUGAAACGCCUGCUGAUCCAGACUCUGCUGACCAAAGCUUCUCUCAGGGACUCACUCUUCAACCUCAUGACUUUCUCCAGCAAGGUGCACUGUUGGUCCCACCACAUGCUUCCCUGUGCUCCAGACACAGUGUACACAGCCCUGUCCUGGAUUCACUCCAUCAGCUGCAGCCCCGGCAGGGAUCUCCUGGCUGUCCUGACUGUGGCUCUCGCUGACCCCCUCUGUCAGACUGUCCACUUGCUCUGCUCAGAUCUCCCCGAGCAGCCAGAGGCCCUGCUAAGAGUCCUGCCUGCCCUGGCUGCUGGGAGGCCUGUGAACAUCUUCUAUCUGCAGGACUCCGGCAGGCAGCUGGACAGGAACACCAGAGACUACCUGCAGGGUCUGACCCGGACCACAAGAGGGAGCUGUUAUCUAAUUCCAUUUACUUUGAAUGGAGUGUUGGACAAGGUGAUUCCUCUGUAUGUUGCUGAGAGCCAGUCAUCGGUGCCAACUGUGUCUCCAGCCCAGUGCUGCUGGUGUCACCACACAUCUUCAUCCCUUCUCAGGUGUAGUGUGGGUAAUCUGCUCCGUCCAGUUGCCCCCUGCGUGCUGCCUGGUCAAACCCUAGCUGGUCCAGAGUUCUUCCCAGGAUGCAGAGUGUUGGCCAGGAGGGAGGUGGACGGUCUUUACUACCUGGGCACCGUGACACAGCAAGUACAGGGCCGCAAGGGAGUUUGGGUCGUUGAGUUUGACCAUCCAGGAAGUGCUAGUGCAGGGGUCGUCUCCUCCAAACGGCAGCUGGUUUGCUCGCCUGACAUGGUCAAAGACAGCAGAGCUCAUUCACACUGUCUCGUACCUGGCGAUGCUGUCCUGUCACCAUGGGAACCGGAUCUAAGGAGAUUUGGUCCAGGACGAGUGAUGGCAGCCACUGAGAGCAGAGAUGGUUUUAGAGCUCAUGCUGUUACAAGCCUCCGGGUGCUGAUGUGGAACAGUUGUGUGUCUCUGGUUCCUGACAGCCUGGUUUUACCUGUUUCAGCUUCUCAGCAUGACAGAAUAGUCAGGGAGCUCCAAAUCCUAACACCAGCUCCAAGUCUGUACUGCUGCUGGCUUCGUACCCACAGCUCCAUCUCCACUCCCCAGAUGUUGUGCAAUGACUGCUGCCAGUCAGCGUCUACGUCUUGCAGCUGUUCAGUCACAAACCGCUGGCCUUGUGUAGUUCCACACAGCUGCAGGACCAGCCUUGGGGGAACAGAUGGGUUUGACAGGGCAGAGCAAAAUAAUCAAGCGGACCUCAGAAAUGCAGAUGUGAGGAUGAACGACUCUGAGGUUCCAUCCUCUUCUUCUUCUCUUUCUGAGGAUGGGACCAGGGCAUCAAUUUCUCCUGCAGUAAAGCUGAGGAGUAAACAGCAGCGUCCUCCCUGGAGGUACUGGAGAAGAACUGGGCCAGAACCACAGCACAGACAACCAGGGAGUGCAGCCACCAGGAGGUCAUCACAACCUGUAAGGUUCAGCUUCCCUGUCCCACAGAUCAGCGCCUCUCCAAAUCACAGCUCCUUGUUUCAGUCACUUCCUGGUACUAAAGGAAGACGAGCGAACAUCAAAGAUGUUUUUGGAAUGACAAAUUUCCAACCUCGACCGCCAGCGAGACUGCAGUGUUUCUCUGGAAACAAUGCCUCUGCCGUUUACACAUAAGUGUCAGUGCAUGUUUGGUAAAAUAUAUUGGUGAAAGAACAAACAUAAAAUUGAUGAAAAAAUACAUUUAUUUUAUAUACUGAAGCGGUAUUAGUGCAGGUAAAAUCAUUCAGAAGUGCAUUACAUGAUGCUCUACGGCAAAAUUGUGACAUGCAAUCCAAAUAAAACAC
Molecule: messenger RNA, 2778 nt
Organism: Amphiprion ocellaris (clown anemonefish)
Lineage: Eukaryota; Metazoa; Chordata; Actinopteri; Pomacentridae
Gene: c3h11orf16
Product: chromosome 3 C11orf16 homolog
Exons: 7
Coding region: 815-2608 (597 amino acids)
Source: RefSeq, a predicted model, not a curated record